Molecule: messenger RNA, 519 nt
Organism: Pterocles gutturalis (yellow-throated sandgrouse)
Lineage: Eukaryota; Metazoa; Chordata; Aves; Pterocliformes; Pteroclidae
Product: E3 ubiquitin-protein ligase MARCH2-like
Biological process (GO): protein ubiquitination
Molecular function (GO): zinc ion binding; ubiquitin-protein transferase activity
Source: RefSeq, a predicted model, not a curated record
GGCGCUGCCAGCCUGAGCGGGGCUGGAGGAGGGUGGCGAGGGGGAGCUGUGCCCUGGCCAGGCCCUUUGGGGUCCCGGGCUCUCACUGCGGUGUCCUUCCUGCAGGUCUCCGUGCCGCCGGUGCCAGUCCCCAGGGCAGGGGGGCCCGGAGCUGCCAUGACCUGCUGCCAUCUCCCUGGCUCCCUGUGCGACUGCCCGGGAAGCGCUGCCCUCUCCAAGUCGGUGGAGGACUCAGACAUCGGGCGCCCGCAGUACGUCACGCAGGUCACCGCCAAGGACGGACGGCUCCUCUCAACGGUGAUCAAGGCGCUGGGCGCACAGAGUGACGGUCCCAUCUGUCGAAUCUGUCACGAAGGUGGAAAUGGGGAGGGACUGCUUUCCCCGUGUGACUGCACAGGAACACUGGGCACCGUGCACAAGAGCUGCCUGGAAAAAUGGUUAUCCUCCUCCAACACAAGUUACUGUGAGCUCUGCCACACAGAAUUUGUUGUAGAGAGAAGACCAAGACCUUUGACCGAG